AUCACUGGGUGCCAGUUCGCAUCUCGUCAAGGUCCAAACAUCAGGGGUGACGAGAGAGGAGUUAGAAGGAGCCAAAAGUCCGGGGUCCGUGCCCCCAUGGGGCCGUAAUUAUAUGAUAAGAUCUAUUUACAAUGCAAUAAAAGCCGUGUAUUAUAUGUAACCAAGUCUUAUAAGUUUAUCGCAGAGAAAUGCCCAAAUAUCCUUGAUUCAAGUAAAAUGUUUUUGCAUAUUCUUGUAAAAAUCCUUAAGAAACUUUUUCAGCAACUGCAAUUGAACAGAGCGUUUCCCGAAUUCUCCAGGAGACUGAAGGGCGUGGCCAUAGAAAAUCUUCUCAACGGGGUCCUGUUUUGACAAUCACCCAUGGGCCCGAGCUGCCUCUCGACGGCCCUGCCAAACAUUGACGGCCCAACUGGGAUCAAUGCUGUGAUUAAAGAAGCUCGUUUCAGCCCUUUGUGAAAUCAGUGGCAAAGAUAAGUACCGCAAAAAACACUGCAUAAUUUAAAUGCCUCGACUGUUAAUAUUUAUAGAUAGCCUGUGUUAUAUUUGCACAUUGAACAACAAAAUUAACCGUUGAAGAAUGGUCCUUUUCCUACGCUUAAAAUCAUGUACAACAACGUAACAAUAAAGUACCAGCCCAUCCUGUGAUUGGCCCAAACCACGACAAAAACAAAACUCCUAUCAAAAUGACUUUGCCACAGUUUAAAAUAUUUUACUGCGCAUGUCCAAAACUACAAUAAAUAAACGCCCUAAACUCAAUAGCAUAUAUUCAAAAACAUUUACAAUAACCCGGUCUCGUUUCAUAUACGUUCAGGUUAUUUACCUGUAACUGCUUAAAGCACGGCCAGUUUAUCUCUAUCCUAUUAAACGCAGAUGAUUUUCUGUUUAGGAAUGGCUAAUAAAGGAUUUCGUUGUACAUUUCUGCUUCUUUGCUGGGCUUGCUGGCUUGCAAUUGGUAGCAAAUGCCCGGAAAAGACAUUUGAAUCUCAUCGACGUUCGGUUACUGGUACAACUUAUGACAGUAAAUACAUCAGUAGCAACACGAGAUCUCUUACUGUUGCAUCCUUUUUGCAGUGCAUUCAGAAAUGCCUCGCCGCGUGCCUUUGCUAUUACGCGAACUACAAGAUGCAAGAGAAUCGCUCAGUUCUGUGCGAGCUAGUUAAGUAUCCAAGCUGUUCCGUGAAAUCGGGUGUUCUGAUCACUGAUGCAACUGGUUGGACUGCAGUCAAGUUGAGAGAGGAGAUAAAGACUUUGGAGGGGCUGAAAAACUGCUGUCCACCUAGAGAACUGGAAGAGAAGUUGGCAACCUUCUGCCAGCCCGUCUGUACAUCGUAUAUUGACAAAAAAGCGCAUUUUGCACCUUCAAUAACAGAUACUUCGUACCGCUGGCGCUGUUAUAAUUCCUCCUCGUUGUCAAGCAAUGGUUACUACUUUGCGGGGAGCGGGUCAUACUGUACAAGAGACGACAAGAUAAGGAUUAUUGUGAAUUCACAUCAUGAAAUCUCAUCGGCAGCUUACAAAAUAGGAGCAGAAGGGGAGUCCUGUGGAGCAGUUUGUGCGAAGCUGGGGAAAAUCUGCUCACCACACCUUCUAACAUUGAACAGCGUCUACCACUUUCACCGCUUGGGUGUUAGCUGUGAAUAUAACAAAAAUGCUGCGGACUGUUUUCAUUCUAAAGUGGAGCCCGCCUACUUGCCGGGAACAGGAGUCUGUGGUGGCUUUAUAAAUGUGCCACUAUACUAUGAUUGUGCCACAGGGGCUCAACCGGGUCUUCGAAGACUUUGCAGGUGUGUCGAUCCUGGUCCAUAAAUUGAUGCUUCUGAAGUCACAGACUCUAUGAUGUAACACGUGAAAAUGCGCUGCAAGACUUUUAAACACAGUUUUCCAUUUCAUUAUGGUAAUUACCGUCAUCAGCAAACCUUCAAAGAUAUUCGAAGGAGAUAUCACUUCACGAAAAUCUCGUACAUCUUUGCAAAAAUCCUUUUGUUUUCGAGAAUAAUCCUCACAAAGUCCUUAUAAAUCCUAUUGCUUUAAAAGAAUCGCGUACGUUGUUUGGUAAGAAAAUUGGUCCUUGAAGUAUUUGUGUUGGCUCCAUCACAAAAUUCAUCACAGCAUCGCACUCUCUGUCCCACAUGAAUUGUUAUUGAUUCAUUUAUCAAGGAUGAUGUUUGGACUUCAAACUUUGAAGAGGAUUGACAUCGAAUAUGAAUGCAUUGUUGCCAUCCUGAUUUGUUAUAAAACAUAAACAUGGCCAGUGCUUUCCAUUUCUCAUUCGAAUUAUUUUAGCAUAAAGCUUGCCUGUAGAAUCUACAUUAGUUCCGUGGCCUCCCUCAUAACUGUUUUUUGUGGUUUCUAGAUUUUCUGCACAGGGUACUUUUAUUAGUUUUUCUAUGUUUAGCUAUAAGUCUUGUUGAAUAGGAAGUUGAGUAGGUCCUAAAGAAAAAAUUGCUUAAAUUUUAUUGGCAUUACAAAAGUUACAAAAAGUGCUCUGUUUUAGUCACUUCAUAUUCAGCCAUUCUUUUUCAUAAUUUAGUGAUUUUGUGUUUAGUAAUUCACUUAUUAAUAAAUACCUAUUCACCGAUCUAUUCAUUUAUGUGUCUAUUUAUGUAUUCAUUAUUUAUCAAUCUAUUCAUUUUUAAACUGAUAGAUCAACUUAUCUAUCUAUUCUUUUGUUGCAAUUAUCUUUGUAGUUUUUUCACUGCUGGAGAUUUCUUGUACAAUGUGCAAGGCAGGUUGCUAGAUGUUCUAAUCUUGAUAAUAUAUUUGAUAAUGCUUUGUGUGAUAAACCUCAUUGCCUUGUCUUGACAUUCAAUUAGCCUCUUGGAAAAAGUAAAUUUCUAGUCAAUUAAAUCUUUGCCACCGGUGCCAUAUCUAAAGCUUCGUGUGACUUCUCUCAAUGUAGCCCUUCUUCGCAACUUAAAUUAUAUCGCCUGUUGCAAAAGCUGCCACUAGGAUAUGCAAUUAAGACUUAAAAAGGUUUUUCAGAUUUGAUUGAAAAAUAAUCUUACAAAAUGUUAAAAAAUAUAUUACUUUCUCCCAAUAAUCUGUACAUCAGAAUAGAAAUGUCUCCACCAUUAUUUCAUGGCCAAUAACAUUUUUUUCACUGAAUGAACAUUAUUUUCAUUUAGGAGCGAAGAUUUGACUUCAUUUACUAAUAGAUUCACUUUGCUGGUCUUUAUUUGCAAUAGUAAAAUACAAUUGGAGUGAAAAGGUCGCCAUCCAGGUUGCCAAACAGAAACUGAUAAAAGGUCAUUGUACUUUCAAGGGCAGACAUCUUUCAAUGCAUCGCCAAGAGAUAUAAGUUCACUGGAAUCUGGUGUAAUUUUUAAAUCACAGUUGAAAGAGAACUUUCAAUGCAAAGCUAGAGGGCAAUUUUAAUUCGAAGCCAUGUGACCGGACCUCAUGAUUAGGGCGCUACCGUAAAAAAUAAAAUUAAUUUAAAGAAGCAAAGAAAUAAAUGUGUCUCUUUAAGACGGAAGGCGAUUAAAAAUCAUUUUAAGGAAGCAACUAGACAUGGAACUAUGUCAAAUAAAGAAUUCUGGGAUCUUGUUAAACCCUUUUUAUCAAAUAAAGGAGGACUUAUAAGCAGCGAUAUUUCUCUUGUGAAAAAUGAUACCGUCAUAACAGAUGACCAAGAACUGGCAGAAAUUUUGAAUGAUCAUUAUAUAAAUAUAGUAGAAAAAUCCAGCGGUAAGAAGCCCAUUAGCCUUGCAAAAAAUACUGGAAUUUCUGACGACCGCCAAAUCGUUCGCUUGAUUCUUGAUAAAUAUAAAAACCAUCCUAGUGUCCAAGCUGAUAUUCAAAGCCCAGAGGAAGUCCUGGCUACUGUCACUUUUCAAGAGAUAGGCAGUCAUGAAGUUGCAAAACUAUUAAAAUCCCUGGAUGGCAAGAAAUCUACUAGUGAAGAUCAAAUUCCCCCGAAGCUUGUAUCCUUGGCUGCAAAUGAACUUACAAAUACUUUAACUACGGCAAUAAACUGUAGCAUUCGAAAUUUUCGUUUCCCAAACGAUGCAAAGAAAGCGGCAGUUUGCCCACUAGAUAAAGGGGAAUCAAAUCGUACAUUAGAAAGAAAUUUUCCGGCCAGUUAGUGUUCUCAAUACCUUUUCAAAGAUUUAUGAAAAAGUCUUAAAAAAUCAAUUGGUACAACAUCUUCAACAACAACACGCUUUCAGUCUUCAUUGCUGCGUAUCGACAAACGUAUGCAACCCAGCAUGUUUUGAUACGUUUGAUGGAAGACUGGGAGACUAGCCUUGACAAUGAGUAUCUUGUUGGUGCAGUCUUAAUGGAUCUUUCGAAAGCUUUCGAUUGUAUCCCACAUGAUUUGCUUAUCGCAAAACUGCAUGCGUAUGGAUUUGAGGAAAAUGCUCUAGUUCUACUUUAUUCCUAUCUGAAACAACUAAAUCAGUGUGUUGGGAUAAACAGUUCAUACAGCUAUUUUUAAGAGGUUAUGUCUGGUGUACCCCAGAGCUCUGUGCUAGGACCAGUCCUAUUCAAUGUUUACAUAGAUUAAUUAAUUCUAUUCAUAAAACAAGCAACGCUCUAUAAUUAUGCAGACGACAAUACACUUUCUUAUUUUUCUAGAAACAUGUGUGAUCUUGUAAAUACCUUGCAAAAAGAAACGGGAAUCGCCUUAUCAUGGUUAGAACAAAAUGAAAUGAUUGCAAACCCUGAAAAAUUUCAUGCUAUAAUUCUUAGGAAAUACCAAACAAAUACUAGUGGAGAACAAAUAAUCAUUAAUGGCAAAAAAAUUCAAUCUGAGGAGACAGUGGAGCUUUUAGGAGUAACAUUGGAUUACAAACUUGAUUUCCAUUCACAUAUUUCGAAUCUUUGCAAAAAGCUAUAACACAAUUAAAUGUUCUUAAAAGAUUGAAGACGUUUAUUGGUUUCCAGGAGAAAAAGGUUCUUGUCCAGAGCUUCGUAUAUUCCAAUUUCAGUUAUUGUCCCUUGGUCUGGUAUUUUUCAUCGUCUAAAUCAUUACAGAAAAUUGAACAGAUACAAGAAUGUGCCCUAACAUUUCUCUAUAAUGUUCAUACAAGUUAGUAUCGCGAUCUGCUUGUGAAGGCAGACAAAUGCACGAUGCUCGUCGCUCGUCAAAAAAUUCUAUGUUUUGAAAUAUUCAAAACAGUAAAACAGCUAAACCUGCCUUUUAUGCAGAGUAUUUUUAAAUUACGUUCGUCAAAUCAUUCAUUAAGAAAUCCGAAUAAUUUAGCCCAUGUUACACCUAAUCAUCGACGAACUCUACCGCAGAACA
Molecule: messenger RNA, 5248 nt
Organism: Rhopilema esculentum
Lineage: Eukaryota; Metazoa; Cnidaria; Scyphozoa; Rhizostomeae; Rhizostomatidae
Biological process (GO): positive regulation of proton-transporting ATP synthase activity, rotational mechanism; regulation of mitochondrial ATP synthesis coupled proton transport; peptidyl-lysine trimethylation
Cellular component (GO): mitochondrion
Molecular function (GO): protein-lysine N-methyltransferase activity
Source: RefSeq, a predicted model, not a curated record